ACAGAACGAGCGAGCGAGCGAGCGGAGAGGCGGCUACAGCCUGAGCGCCGGGCCGGUAGCGGCCGCGCCGGCGAGCGGACUAGCGGGCGGCGAGCAGCGCGGAGCGCGCGGGGCACCGAGGAGCGGGCGCGGCGGGCACCGCGCGAGGCAGCCGGAGCUCUCGGAAAGGCCAGAGCGGCGCCGCCCCCGCUGCCCCUGCGGGGCCCCGGCUGGGAGCCCGACGAGGGAGCGGGCGGCAUGGCCCGGCGGCCCGGGGCGCGGGGGCGCUAGGCCCCCGGAGGGGCGUCCCCAGCCUCGCCGCUGCCGCCGCCGCCCUCCGCAGCCGCGCGCCCCGCCCGCUCCAGCCGCCCCCGGGGCCGCCACCGGCCCAUGAGCCCCGGCCUCAAAGUUUGCGGCGGGCGGGCGGGCGCGGAGCCUCCAAGAUGCCGUUCCACCCGGUGACGGCGGCGUUGAUGUACCGGGGCAUCUACACCGUGCCCAACCUGCUGUCGGAGCAGCGCCCGGUGGACAUCCCGGAGGACGAGCUGGAGGAGAUCCGAGAGGCCUUCAAGGUGUUUGACCGUGACGGCAAUGGCUUCAUCUCCAAGCAGGAGCUGGGCACAGCCAUGCGCUCACUGGGUUACAUGCCCAACGAGGUGGAGCUGGAGGUCAUCAUCCAGCGGCUGGACAUGGAUGGUGAUGGUCAAGUGGACUUUGAGGAGUUUGUGACCCUUCUGGGACCCAAACUCUCCACCUCAGGGAUCCCAGAGAAGUUCCAUGGCACCGACUUUGAUACUGUCUUCUGGAAGUGCGACAUGCAGAAGCUGACGGUGGAUGAGCUGAAGCGGCUGCUCUACGACACCUUCUGCGAGCACCUGUCCAUGAAGGACAUAGAGAACAUCAUCAUGACGGAGGAGGAGAGCCACCUGGGCACAGCCGAGGAGUGUCCCGUGGAUGUGGAGACCUGCUCCAACCAGCAGAUCCGCCAGACUUGCGUGCGCAAGAGUCUCAUCUGCGCCUUCGCCAUCGCCUUCAUCAUCAGUGUCAUGCUCAUUGCGGCCAACCAGGUGCUGCGCAGUGGCAUGAAGUAGACGCCACCUGGAUGCCCCAUCCACCGCAUGCGGUGCCCGUGGCCCGCCCCACACCACCGCCGCCUGCAGACCUCUCCCUUGGCCGGCUCCCUGGGCCGCCAUCUGCGUGUACUUCAGGGCCUGGGUAUCCAGCGAGCCCUCCCCACCCACCCACGGUCCUCACCUGGAGCUGUGGCCUGGCUGUGGAGGGCCGGGUGGUGGCUCUGAGGAUGGUCCCCAGCCCCACCCUGUCCCCACCCUGGCCUGUAAGGAGCACUCACUCUUCCUACCAUCCAGGGGCUCCUGGGAAAUUAAGGAGGGAUUUGCACAGGAACCCCCAGGACCCAGUCGCUGCUGUGGUCCCUUGGGCAGGAGCGGGCACCCUGUGCCUUGAGACAGCAGCCUAUCUGGGGCCACACAGCCAACCCAGCCCUGGUCCCUGAGGUCUGCCCAGGGCACAGGGCACAGGCAGGGACAGAAAGCCUUCUCCUGGGGGAGGGUGGGAAGCCAGGGUGUCCUGGGCCUUGCUGCCUGGCAUAGCCUGAGGAGGCCCCUGGUCUUCUCCUUGGGCCCCUUCCUCUGACCCUCGUUGGACCCCAACCCAGACCCCCUUUUCUCCAUGUACCUGCUGGGCCAGCCCAUUUCACAGGUGAGGAACCCGAGGCUCAGGGCCCCGAGACUUGGCCUCAGUUCUUCCUUCCACAGGGAUUUUCAGGAAAGGCAGAAGCUCGUGGAGGAUGGGCAUCUGAGGUGGCCCUGCAGCCCCCCACCUUCUGGCCCUCCCACCAGAGGCCCAGCUACCAAGGCCACAUUGUCCACCACCCCAGCCUAGAGCCUAGAACUGUAGUCCAGCUGAGGAAGGAGGCAGAGCUGGGGCCUGAAGGCUCUGAGCAGCCUCCAGCCAGGGGGCUCCUCCAGGGCUGAACUUUGGGAGGGCCCCUGUACUACCUCCUGGGCCAAGAAACUGGCACAGCCCCACACUGUCAGUGCCAAGAGGCUGCGCCAGGCCACUCUCUCAGCCCAGGGCCUGCCCUCCUGUCCUCCCACUUCUCUACGCCCUCAAGGUUGGAGACCCCGCUCCCAUGCCCCAGCUGUGCCAUCCCAAAUACUUGGGCAGCAGCUCAGCAUGGGCAGACAUGGGGGCUGUGGAUUCUUCCAGGGCGGGGAUGGCAGAUGGAGCCCUUGGGCUCCUUGGGCCUAGAGCCACUUCUUACCAGGCAACGGGCACAGCCACCCUGGCACACCCUCUGCCUGGCCGUGCUGAACCUCUGCUGGUCCCAAGGGAGAAGGGAGUGAGCGUGGGUCACCUGGGGAAAAUCUCAUCUGAUUCCCUCCUUGCCCGACCUCUGCUAGGGGCUGGAGAACAGAGCUCAGAGCACCCAGUGUAGGGAAACACAGCCAGACCACUGUGGUGACAGACUUUCUUUAUAAACAUUUGGAAGUUUUCUCCCCCAUCUUCUUAAGAAGCAGGGGGGCAGGUGGAGGAGAGUGAGGGGAGAGCUGCCCGGUGCAGACCCAGGACGAGGGCUGCACUUGGUGUGGCCGUGUCCUGAGCCUCAGUGAGGCUGGGCAGAUGGUCUCGGAGCCUCCAUGGGGCGUAGCAGGAACCGGGCUUGGCUUCCUAUUGUGACUGAUGAGAAAAGUGACCACGUGGGGGUCAGUCGGGGGCAAGGGGCUCAGCCCCACUGGACUCUGGGCUGCAGAGGCCACCCCCCAGGUGGGGGUGCCCGCAGGGAUGGAGGCAGCUCCUGAACUGGUGGCCAGCCCACGGGGUACUGGAAGACAGUGGUUCUGAUGGGUUCAGCCCUAGAGAGAGAGAGAGAAGCGGGGAGAAUAAGAGUGCACUACAGCCCAGGCUUAUGCCACCCCCAGCCCACCUGCCUCACCACCCUGGCUGUGGGGAGGGUCAGCUGCCUGCAUGACUUUUCUGGAAGGCAGAGCCUCGAAAAUAGGCAGACCGUUUGAGCCAGCGACCUCACCUCUAGGAACUGAGCCCAAGGAAAUAGCGGGGUUGCAGGCAGACAUUGAGCUGCGAGACAAUGGGAAUAACCUUCGUGUCCACCUGUGGGGGACUGAUUCAAUACAUAUGCACGUCCACAGCAGAGAAUGCCAUGCGGCCUGUGUAAGAAUUAAGGCAGAUUUAUAUGCACUGAUGAGGAAAGACAUACUGUGUGAUAGGGAGAAAAAGCAGCUUAUAAAAUAAUGUAUAUAGCAUGAUACUAUUUUUGUUUAAAAAUAUAUAAAAUAUAUAAAUGCAUAAAAAAAUCCUGGAAGACACAGCAAAA
Messenger RNA from Homo sapiens (human), 3334 nucleotides. RefSeq names its product calcium binding protein 7 (gene CABP7). Bases 423 to 1070 code for a protein of 215 amino acids. Gene Ontology annotation, molecular function: calcium ion binding. The record is from RefSeq and is marked validated. Lineage: Eukaryota; Metazoa; Chordata; Mammalia; Primates; Hominidae. Gene Ontology annotation, cellular component: trans-Golgi network membrane; Golgi apparatus; plasma membrane. The transcript has 5 exons.